AGCGGCGGCGGCGGCAGCGGCAGCAGCGGAGGGCGCGGCAACGUCCCCCGGAAGUGGAGCCCGGGACUUCCACUCGUGCGUGAGGCGAGCGGAGCCGGAGACACGACUAGAGGCCGAACUCGGGAUCUGACAAGAUGGCUGGGCUGCCCCGCAGGAUCAUCAAGGAAACCCAGCGUUUGCUGGCAGAACCAGUUCCUGGCAUUAAGGCAGAACCAGAUGAGAGCAACGCCCGUUAUUUCCAUGUGGUCAUUGCUGGCCCCCAGGAUUCACCCUUUGAGGGAGGGACUUUUAAACUUGAACUAUUCCUUCCAGAAGAAUACCCUAUGGCAGCCCCUAAAGUACGUUUCAUGACCAAAAUUUAUCAUCCUAAUGUAGACAAGUUGGGAAGAAUAUGUUUAGAUAUUUUGAAAGAUAAAUGGUCCCCAGCACUGCAGAUCCGCACAGUUCUGCUAUCGAUCCAGGCUUUGUUAAGUGCUCCCAAUCCAGAUGAUCCAUUAGCAAAUGAUGUAGCGGAGCAGUGGAAGACCAACGAAGCCCAAGCCAUAGAAACAGCUAGAGCAUGGACUAGGCUAUAUGCCAUGAAUAAUAUUUAAAUCGAUCUGAUCAAGUGUGCAUCACUUCUCCUGUUCUGCCAAGACUUCUUCCUUUUUUGUUUGCAUUUAAUGGACACAGUCUUAGAAACAUUACAGAAUAAAAGCCCAGACAUCUUCAGUCCUUUGGUGAUUAAAUGCACAUUAGCAAAUCUAUGUCUUGUCCUGAUUCACUAUUGUAAAGCAUGAGCAGAGGCUAGAAGUAUCAUCUGGAUUGUUGUGAAAACGUUUAAAAGCAGUUGCCACUCUCUGCUUUUAUUCAUUUCCCCCAUCAUGGUUUAAGUAUAAAGCACUGUGAAUGAAGGUAGUUGUUAAGGUUAGCUGCAGGGGUGUGGGUGUUUUUAUUUUAUUUUAUUGUUUUGAGGGGGGAGGUAGUUUUAUUUUAAUUUUAUGUUUCCUUUCCCCCUUUUUUAUGGUGAUCUAAUUGCAUUGGUUAAAAGCAGCUAACCAGUUCUUUAGAAUAUGCUCUCUAGCCAAGUCUAACUUUAUUUAGAUGCUGUAGGUGGACAAGCUUGAUUGUUUGAACCAAAAUGGGAAUAUUAAACAAACAUCACAGCCCUCACUAAUAACAUUGUGACUUUGCUGUCAAGUGUAGAUUCCCCCCUUCAAAAAAGCUUGUGACCAUUUUGUAUGGCUUGUCUGGAAACUUCUGUAAAUCUAUGUUUUAGUAAAAUAUUUUUUUGUUAUUCUACUUUGCCUUUUGUACAGUUUAUUUUACUGUGUUUAUUUCAUUUCCCAAUAUGACAAUCGUAUUUAAAAAUUAAAACUCUGGAUCAUUCUGUGUUGGUCUUCACCAUCUGACAAAUGGAAUUGCAAGAGGUGGAUUUUGCCAGUUUCUUUUCACUGAUGAAAUUUGUGUUAAGAUAUUACUGAAUGGAGUAUUUAUAAACUGCCCCUGAGCAUGCAUAAAACAUCAGUAUCUGAUGACCUUUUUUUUUUUUUUUUUUUUUUUACCUCCUAGAAAUUUGAAAUUGUUUGUGUUGUCUGAUUAGUUAGAUGAUCAUUGUUGCCACAAUGUUUGAAAAUUAUUGUACAGGACAGUCAGCAAAAAAAAGCAGUUUUGACUGAUGUGUAGGACUUCACGUUGUGCCACAUUUUUGCCUCAAAUUUGGGUUAUGACCUUUUUCUUGGUUCUUGUCUGAAAACUUCAUGUGUAACCACUGGUGUGUGUUGUCACUGAUCUGAUAAUCAUUUGGGGUUUGCUGAUGCAUUUGUGAGUCUUCCUCAUAGACCUGUUGACCAAAUCUCAAGCAGCCAGCUUGCAUAAGUGUCAUCAGGAGCAUCAAAUCCUCACCCAGUUAAUGAUUUUUGCUUUCUUCCCCCUAGUAUUUGCGAUGAGACCUCCCUUUAUUUUUUAAUUUGGUAUUCAGUAACGUUUUUCUUCAUUGACAGAGUUCCUGUCCUCACAAAACUGUUUCCCACAUCUCUCCACAGCUUUCCUGACUCUUGUUAUUUUUAAGUCAUAAAUGUAGCCAGUCAAAAAUAUGUAACUGUUAACCUUUGGGUUGGAAUCUGUGUCUCUUGCAGUUUAAGGUAAUGGAUAUUGUAGCCCACCUGAAUUUUCCUCACUCUUAUUCUCGUAACUUCUGGAGUUUCUUCAGAACGUGGUGUAUUUUAUUGUGCUCCUAUGUAAGAUGAAGAAUAAUCUAUUAAAAUUACAUUUUCAACAUACAAAA
Cynocephalus volans (Philippine flying lemur) is the source of this 2266-nucleotide messenger RNA. RefSeq names its product ubiquitin conjugating enzyme E2 N (gene UBE2N). The transcript has 4 exons. Gene Ontology annotation, cellular component: nucleus. Lineage: Eukaryota; Metazoa; Chordata; Mammalia; Dermoptera; Cynocephalidae. Bases 135 to 593 code for a protein of 152 amino acids. The record is from RefSeq and is a predicted model, not a curated record. Gene Ontology annotation, molecular function: ubiquitin conjugating enzyme activity. Gene Ontology annotation, biological process: DNA damage tolerance; protein K63-linked ubiquitination.